UAUAUCUAAUAAUGUUAACUGUCCGCAAGGCGAAGAAAGAGUUUAUGAUCUUAUAAUCAGUAAAGGAUUUUUUGCUCCUGAUGGUUUUGGACGAGAUAUGUUUCUCAUAAAUGGCACAUUUCCCGGUCCUACCAUUAGUUGCAAUAAAGGUGACGUACUAGUGUUGAAUGUUAAAAAUGUUUUGGAUGAAACUACUACACUUCAUUCUCAUGGAAUAUUCCAACGCGGGACUCCUUGGUAUGAUGGUGUCCCUGGAGCAUCUCAGGCCCAAUAUAUCGAAGGAGCUGCUGGUGCUAUUGUAAUUCAUGAUCCCGAAGAUCCUUAUAUUAAAGACUAUGAUGAAGAAAUUGUCGUGUUAUUACAAGACUGGUAUCAUGACGAUUCUAGAAUUUUAAUAAAACAAUUCUUAACUCCUGAGAGUCAAGGAAAGGAACCAUCUCCUGAUAAUGGAUUGAUUAACGGAAAGAAUUCUUUUAAUUGUUCGUCAGCUUCACCAGAUAGUCUUUGUGAUAAAGUAAUUGAAGUUGAAGGGAUGAUUACUAAACGUCAAAAAGUUCAUCGCCUUCCUAUUAAUAUUGGUCAACGUUAUUCAGUCAUUGUGAACGCCAAUCAGCCGAUAGAUUCGUAUUUUAUGCGGGCAGAAAUGGAAACUUCUUGUUUAGCCGUCGUUUCACCCACUCUCAAUUCUAUAGUAAAGGCCAUUGUUGAGUAUGAAGGAUGUAAAAGUCAAACUCCAUCAUCAUCUGCUUGGAGUGACAUUGUUCAAAAUUGUACAGAUUUGGAUCCUAAUCAACUACAAUCUUACUAUCCACAACAAAUUCCUGAGGCUGAUGAUAAAAUAAAAUUAAUCGUUACUUUCCGUCCCGAUGAAAAUAAUGUCACAAUGGGUUUUAUAAACAAUUCAACUUAUGUGAUAGAUACAAAAAAUCCUAUUCUUAAUAAAAUUUUUGAUGGUGAAACGAACUUUGCCCCUAGUCAAAACGUUUACUUAAUUAAUCAAACUAAAGUUAUAGAUAUCAUUUUAAUAA
Molecule: messenger RNA, 1028 nt
Organism: Racocetra fulgida
Lineage: Eukaryota; Fungi; Glomeromycota; Glomeromycetes; Diversisporales; Gigasporaceae
Source: the annotation of a GenBank genome assembly